UCGGUGAGAGGCCACCUGGUACAGUAAUCUGCAAGGAUACAGAGAGAUGCCUUCUCCUCAACUUAUUGCCUUUCUGGCGUCUCUAGCUGUCCUGGCUAUCGGUGGGCUCAUCUCCAAUGGCUUUAUUGUUGCAGUGAUAGUCACUGAGUGGGCUAAAAGCAGGAAACUUGAUGCUAGAGAACAACUUCUUCUGUCUCUAGGUAUGUCCAAUAUCGGCUUCUCAGGUGUUCUGUCUCCAUAUUUAAUUAAGUACUACUUAAUCUCUGACUUUAGCAGCCCCUUAAUAUUACAAAUAUGCUACUUCAUUGGAACCUUUCUCACAUUCUCCCGAUUCUGGCUUACUGCCUGGCUCUGCCUCUUCUAUUAUCUCAAGAUCAUUAACAACAACUGCUCCCUUUUUCUUUGGUGCAAGCUGAGGAUAUCACGGAUAACACCUUGGCUUCUUGGGGGAUCUCAAGCCAUCUCCUUGCUUGUUUCCUUCUUUGCACUGCAGAGUGCGUAUAUUAAACCCCAGGGAAGCAUUACAAACAUGACGCAAGACCAGACAGAGGUUGAUUUUGCUACUAAUUUCAAAAUCUUCUUUUUGAUUACUGGUGCUGGCUGCCCGUUCCUGAUAGUUUUUCCUUGCUCAAUCAUGGUUGUAGCCUCACUCUACAGACACGUCUACAAACUGACUGGGAAAGAAUCCAAUAUUAGGAGCCUUCAAACAGAUGCUCACACGAAGGCAGCUGGGACAGUCCUCCUCCUGCUGGUGCUUUCCAUUUCUUUUUACGUGGCAAAGAUCUUAUUUAUAACUGGCUGUAUUAACAAAGAUAUAGUUGCCAUUUCAGUGUGUAUAACAAUGAUACUAAUGUACUCCCCUGUGCAGGCUGCCCUCCUGGUGUUGGUGAAUCCCAAGCUGAAGCAGGCAGCUGCCAGGAUGCUUCCAAGAAGAAAGCCUUAACCAUUCUUAGGUGUUGCCUUUUGUGAAGAGCUAGCUCAGGGGGCCCAAGCCUGGCCAGGAGUA
This is a messenger RNA of Podarcis raffonei (Aeolian wall lizard), 1006 nucleotides long. Its product is annotated as taste receptor type 2 member 8-like. Gene Ontology annotation, cellular component: membrane. The record is from RefSeq and is a predicted model, not a curated record. The coding region runs from base 47 to 943 and encodes 298 amino acids. Lineage: Eukaryota; Metazoa; Chordata; Lepidosauria; Squamata; Lacertidae. Gene Ontology annotation, molecular function: G protein-coupled receptor activity; bitter taste receptor activity. The transcript has a single exon. Gene Ontology annotation, biological process: detection of chemical stimulus involved in sensory perception of bitter taste; G protein-coupled receptor signaling pathway; sensory perception of taste.